CGGCCCCACGUUGGUGACUCAGCCGUUACAAUUGGUGCUUUUCUGAAUUACGCAAUAACUGAGCUAUAAAAGCGGCCCGGCAGGAGUCCGUGCAAAAGGAUCCGGAGCUGAUUGAAGGAAGAAGGAGUCGCCGUCAGAUCUCACAGAAUGAUGACCCCCGCUCUCCUCUCGGCAGCCCUGCUGCUGCUGCUGCUUCCUGGAGCUCCCGCUCAAGAUUCCAAUCAGACUCCCAUCAGUAUCCAUGUGAUAAACUCUGUGACAAACACUCCCAAUAUGACCUACUCCACCUACGUGGUCUUCAGAGGGAUCUUACUGGGAGCGAUGAGGAGACUGCGGGAUUCGGGUCCAGGCUUCACAUUCAAAUACAUCGAGGACUCAAACUACGGGCCGUUCCUGACCAGCGUGAACGGCCUGGCCGGGUGUCCCACGAUGCGAACCUACUGGGAGCUGCUGGUCAAGAAGGCCGGCGGCCGGGUCUUCAGGCCGGAUGUGGGUAUCGGAUGUUACAUCCCAAUGGCGGACGAGGAGAUCAUCCUGAACUUCAACAAGUACUGAAGGAAUCAGCACGGAGUCCAUGGAGGAAUCCGCUGAAGCCGUCUGCUUGGCUUCUGAUUACUGCGUUCACACCAAGAACGAGUUUAGAGUUUAGAAGCGACUAGUUGAAGUCAUUUUGCUUCGUUAGCUUAUAGGCGCCAGAAAGGGGGCGGGGCUUAUUGUCUCCGUAAAGACAGUUAUAAUCAUUUCUACUAU
Gasterosteus aculeatus aculeatus (three-spined stickleback) is the source of this 750-nucleotide messenger RNA. RefSeq lists its product as uncharacterized. The record is from RefSeq and is a predicted model, not a curated record. Gene Ontology annotation, molecular function: cobalamin binding. NCBI's taxonomy places the organism in Eukaryota, Metazoa, Chordata, Actinopteri, Perciformes, Gasterosteidae. Gene Ontology annotation, biological process: cobalamin transport.